Messenger RNA from Bicyclus anynana (squinting bush brown), 1518 nucleotides. Its product is annotated as cytochrome P450 4C1. The record is from RefSeq and is a predicted model, not a curated record. Lineage: Eukaryota; Metazoa; Arthropoda; Insecta; Lepidoptera; Nymphalidae. Bases 10 to 1497 code for a protein of 495 amino acids. The transcript has 9 exons. Gene Ontology annotation, molecular function: monooxygenase activity; iron ion binding; oxidoreductase activity, acting on paired donors, with incorporation or reduction of molecular oxygen.
CGAAGCGCAAUGUUGUUGUUAACGUUUAUUUUUGGUUUUUUGAUUUUGGUGCUGGUCGAUUGGUUCAGCCGAGCUGGUCGACUUAUGAGGAAGAUUCCUGGACCACCAUCAUGGCCAAUUAUUGGAAAUUGUUUACACUUUGCAGUGACACCAGUUAAAUUAUUUCCUGUAAUGCGUGCUUUCACGAAAAAAUACGGGCAUUUGUACCAGAUCCACGGACUGAACUCUCGCUUCGUGAACAUCUCUAGCCCUGAGGACAUCGAGAAAAUAAUGUCGUCGCCACAAUACAACUUCAAAAAGAUGCCUUAUUCUUUUAUUGUUCCGUGGCUUGGAGAUGGAUUGUUAGUAAGCAAUUCUAGUAAGUGGCAACACCGCAGAAAGUUGCUUACUAAAGCGUUCCAUUUCAACAUUUUGAAGAAAUUCACGGAGACAUUCAAAAGUAGCGCGACAAGCUUUCUGAAACGUGUGGAUCAAGAGAGCUUGAAAGAGAAAACAGACGUUCUGGCUUUUAUAUCUCCUACGGCGUUACGUAUUAUGUGCGAGACAGCGAUGGGUCUUACAAUGGUCGAAGAUUCUCCCGCCAUGAAGAAAUACUUCGACGCCAUUUUUAAAAUUGGAGAAUGUUUUGCAGUGAGAGUGUCCAAACUCUGGUUACACAAUGAAGUCUUUUUCAAUAAUUCAGACGUUGGAAAGAAUCAAAAAAAGUUGUUGGUCGAUUUACAUGAGUUUACCACAAACGUGAUAAACGAUAGAAGAAAGACAUUGGACAACACGGAUGCCAAAUAUGAAAACAAUAACGAUGAAACGUAUGACGUAAGCCAUAAAUUGGCCAUGUUGGACUUGUUGCUUGAAAAUGAAAAAAUGGGUCUAAUAACAAGUGAAGGUAUUAGAGAAGAGGUUGACACUUUUAUGUUUGAGGGUUUUGAUACAACUUCUUUGACGCUGACUUAUAUGAUUUUGGCACUGGCAAAUGAACCUGAGGUGCAAGACAAAAUACAUGAAGAAAUGCAAAGGAUUUUCGGAGAUUCAGAACGCAUGCCGACUGUAGAAGAAUUAAAUGAAAUGAAAUAUUUUGAUAAUUGUAUCAAAGAGGUCAUGAGGCUGUACCCCGCCGCGCCCCUCAUUGUCAGACAUCUCUUAAACGAUACAGAAUUAAGUGGUUACACCGUGCCAGGCGGUACGGACUGCUUCAUCCAUAUCUACGACAUGCACCGUCGAGCGGAUCUGUACCCGGACCCGACCCGGUUCGACCCGGACCGGUUCCUGCCGGAAAACAACACCAACCGCAACCCUUACACCUACGUACCGUUUAGUGCUGGCCAGAGAAAUUGUAUCGGGCAAAAAUUCGCAAUGCUGGAAUUGAAGAUCCUAAUGUCAAGUUUACUUAGAAAAUACCAUUUAGACCCAGUCACUAAGAUAUCCGAUGUUAUAUUCAAAUUCGACAUAGUAUUACGUACUCAAUAUCCAAUAUAUGUUAAGUUCCGUCCAAGAAAAUAAAUUUAAAAAAAAAAUUUUUUU